Messenger RNA from Salmo salar (Atlantic salmon), 4431 nucleotides. Its product is annotated as beta-1,3-galactosyltransferase 1. The record is from RefSeq and is a predicted model, not a curated record. Gene Ontology annotation, molecular function: N-acetyl-beta-D-glucosaminide beta-(1,3)-galactosyltransferase activity. Gene Ontology annotation, cellular component: Golgi membrane. Lineage: Eukaryota; Metazoa; Chordata; Actinopteri; Salmoniformes; Salmonidae. Gene Ontology annotation, biological process: protein O-linked glycosylation.
GUCUUUAGUCUUUGUAAAGCUAUACAUAUUCUAUACAUCAAAAAAUAUCCCACAAUUUCUGCCAUAAUCAAGUAGGCUAGGCAUCUGGUGUUACCUUUAGAAAUAACUGGGCAAUAUAGCCAGUAGCCUAAUUCUGCUAAAUGUGUAAAAAUAAAUCAAUAAAUAGAGUUGCCUGGAAAUACUCUUAUAACGUCAAUCCACCUUGCUACAGAAUGUAAAGUAGCUUUCUUUCUUUCAAGUGGAUUGGCUACAACCCCAUCGGAUUACUCUGAUUGGAGCGGUCUCUUGUCAACCAACGCAUGAGCUCCAGCUCCAUGCUCUACGAUCACGUUUCCUCGAGACAAAUAGCAUCGCUUUAGGAUGCUGAACAAGGUACUGCUGUCGCAUCAGGACCAGAAGUCUGAAUGGGAUGGGGACGAUAAAAGAGAUCUGGAGCUGAGAAAAAUGCGUUGCGUCUGAGCGCAAUCCUGUUCUGUAUCUGAGAGGUCUUAGAGCAAACCAGCCAGGAACCUGACAUCAAAAGAAUGCACACAAGAUGUAAAUGGAGAAGCAGAAGUGUCAAGAAGAAAAACAGGACAUCUGCACGGUUGCAAACCGGAUUUGCGUUAAAAGGCAAACAACAACAUCCCAUCACUUUCCUCUAAUGCAAUCCAUAACUGACAAUUAAUGUCAAGCAGCACAUCGGUGCAGCAUUAUGCUGCCUUGCUGGAAGAAACACUGCUAAUGGAAAGAAAACCUUAUAAGAUUCAAUGCAUUAAAUACAUAUAAAUGCAGCAGAAUGCCUUCAAAAGUCUCAUGCUUGUACGUGUUGACAGUCGUUUGCUGGGCAAGUGCUCUUUGGUACUUGGGUAUAUCCCGCCCGACAUCCUCCUAUGUCAGUGGGCAGAUGUCUUUGCCGAUCCGGAAGACUGUGAAAACCCUUAAGAACACUACGUUCAGCAACAUCCGGACGCGAACGCUGAACCCACACGCCUUCGACUUUGUCAUCAACGAGCCUAAGAAAUGUGAGACCAACACGCCCUUCCUGGUCAUCCUGAUCAGCACCACACACAAAGACUUUGAUGCUCGUCAGGCCAUCCGGGAGACCUGGGGUGAUGAGAGCACCUACAGCGACAUCCGCAUCAUCACCCUCUUCCUGCUGGGCCGCAACACGGACGCCGUCCUCAACCAGAUGGUAGAACAGGAGAGCCAGAUCUUCCACGACAUUGUGGUGGAGGACUUCAUAGACUCAUACCACAACCUCACCCUCAAGACCCUGAUGGGCAUGCGCUGGGUGGCCACCUUCUGCUCCCAGGCCCAGUACGUCAUGAAGACAGACAGUGACAUCUUCGUCAACAUGGACAAUUUGGUCUACAAGCUUCUGAAGCCCACCACCAAGCCCAAGAGGCGGUACUUCACGGGCUACGUCAUUAACGGCGGUCCCAUCAGAGACAUGCGCAGUAAAUGGUACAUGCCCAGAGACCUGUACCCCGAUGCUAAGUACCCCCCGUUCUGCUCGGGCACAGGGUACGUGUUCUCAGUGGACGUGGCUGAGCUGAUCUAUAAGACCUCUCUGCACACCAGACUGCUCCACCUGGAGGAUGUGUACGUGGGACUGUGUCUGAGGAAGCUGGGCAUCCACCCCUAUCAGAACAGUGGCUUCAAUCACUGGAAAAUGGCCUACAGCCUGUGCAGGUACCGUCGUGUUAUCACUGUCCAUCAGAUCUCACCGGAGGAAAUGCACCGAAUCUGGAACGACAUGUCUAGCAAGAAACACCUCAGAUGCUAGUGGCACCUGAGGACAACUCAACUUGGACUCUUCUUCAUUUUCUGACAGCAUUAGUUCUCUGUAGGCUACUAGCAUACUACUGAAUCCACUCUGUAGCUGUUGGGUGCAUGAAGCUUGUAAAGCGCAUGUUCUCAUUCAAACACACACCAAAAUAGUCUUGUUGCUAGUCAUUUUGUAAUCUGUCUAGAAUUCCAACUAUACACUUCACAAACUCAUUUUGAUGAACAUUUACUCUCUAAUGUACAUUUUUUAAAGUAACAUUUACAAGUGAAACCAGAGAGUUAUUAUUGAAAGAAAAAAACAAUUUAUUUGUCAGUGUAAAUCUAUCUACUUUAUGCCAAGUCCUCAUGCUGUUUUGGGGGAUGCCGGUAUUUCCUUACAGCGGGACAAAGCCUCACCCACAUCAUGUCUUAUCCCUCCUACCAAUCUUAUGGCUGGUCAACUACUGUACACACAAUAAUACAUACAAUUUGAAAUGGCAAAUAACGCUGCAACAAUGACAACAAACAUAGACCAAGUGUGGAUGUUGUUGGUUGUUUUCAUAUUGUUGCCAUUUAUUAAGAAAUGAAGACAUCUCUGCUGGAUGUACUUCAACACUAUUGGUAGUGAUGUUCACUACUGCAGUGUUCGAAACUACAUGUGUGGGUAAACAGAUGCUAUACAUUUUAAUUUGCCUGGGUAUUUUUUGUUUAAAUAUUGGUGUAAAUGUAGGCUAACUGCCACUUCUUCGGGAAAGAAACAUUUCGAUGUAAUUUAUAUAUUUUUUUACUCUAUUAUUUUUCUUACGGUGUACUUUAAGUAAUCAAUGGUGUCAUGCUACAGGCUUCUGAUAAAACUGGCUUCUAUUACUUUAUACUGUACGUAGAGAGCUGAUUCAUUAACAAUUCAUUACCGCUACCAAGUCUCAACAGGCAUAAAUAUCAUCUUGUGCAAGUGACAAUUUACAUAGUAACAACUAUCUACAUUCACAAAUGAAUGUAUUAUCAUGUGUAUUUGGAAUAUCUUUACUGAAGCACUGCUAUUGAAGCAAUGGGAAAUAAUUAUAUUUUCUAGAACUUGGAUGGCUGUUAUGGUCCAAAUGUAAUUCAAGUAUUUUUUUUAAGUCUAGUAUUAUACUGAACAAAAAUAUAAACCCAAGAUGCAACAAUUUAGAAGAUUUUUCUGAGUUACAGUUCAUAUAAGGAAGUCAGUCAAUUUAAAUAAAUAAAUUAGGCCCUAAUCUACGGAUUUCACGACUGGGAAUACAGAUAUGCAUCUGUUGGUCACAGAGACUUAAAAAAAAAGGUAGGGGCGUGGAUCAGAAAACCAGUCAGUAUCUGGUGUGACCACCAUUUGCCUCAUGCAGCGCGACACAUCUCCUUUGCAUAGAUAUGAUCAGGCUGUUGACUGUGGCCUGUGUAAUGUUGUCCCACUCUUCAAUGGCUGUGUGAAGUUUCUGGAUAUUGGUGGGAACUAGAACACGCGGUCAUACAAGUCGAUUCAGAGCAUCCCAAACAUGCUCAAUGACUGACACGUCUGGUGAAUACAGUAUGCAGGCCAUGUGGAAGAACUGGACAUUUUCACCUUCCAGGAAUUGUGUACAGGUCCUUGUGACAUGGGGCUAUGCAUUAUCAUACUGAAACAUGAGGGGAUGGCGGUGGAUGAAUGGUACAACAAUAGGCCUCAGGAUCUCGUCUAGGGAAUUCUGUGUAUUGAAAUUGCCAUCGAUAAAAUGUGAUUGUGUUCGUUGUCCGUAGCUUAUGCCUGCCCAUAUCAUAACCCCACGCCACCAUAGGGUACUCUGUUCACAAAGCUGACAUCGGCACACGCUUGCCCACACGACGCCAUACACGUGGUCUGCGGUUGUGAGGCCAUUGGGACAUCCUGCCAAAUUCUCUAAAACAACGUUUGAGGCGACUUAUGGUCGAGAAAUACACAUAAAAUUAUAUUUUUUAUUGUCCCCAGCAGAAGGUGCACCUGUGUAAUGAUCAUGCUGUUUAAUCAGUUUCUUGAUGUCCCACACCUGUCAGGUGGAUGGAUUAUCUUGGCAAAGGAGAAAUGCUCACUAACAGGGAUGUAAAACCAAUUUGUGCAAAAUAAUUUAGAGAAAUACGCUUUUUGUGCGUAUGGAACCAUGGGACCAACACCUUUUGCGUUUAUAUUUUUGUUCAGUGUAUAAGCUAUUGUGACAUUUGACUGUGAAAGUUUAAAGAUCCAUCCUGAAGAGGUUGUUGUGAUAUACAGUAUGUUUUAUUUACAUAAAAAAAUAUAGAUACUUAUAAAUAAUAAAACCUAUUCAAUGCCUUGUAUACUUGUUGACCCUAAUCAUGCAUUCAUGUCGAUGCCAUUUGUUUUUGGUGUUUAGAUUUGUUGAAUUACAUGUAUGGAUUUUCAUGUUCAUCAAAUGUUUUGUAUUUGUCAACAUACUCGAGUACCAUCCACAAAUUACUCCCAGCAACAAAUAUUUGUUUUUAUAUUUCCAUGUAAAUGUGUGCAUUUGUAACAUUUUUAAUUUUCAGUGGCUCUAGCCAGUUUAACUCCCCUUGGGGAUCUGCCAAACAUCCACAUGCCACAUAGUGUCACUUGGCAGACUGUUCCCGACAGCAGUGUAUCUGCCAGAUAGUGACAUUGCCAAAUUCUGUAACUUGUUUAUAAUAAAUGGAGGCACUAUUUGGCUGAAAGGA